Messenger RNA from Cydia amplana, 1842 nucleotides. RefSeq lists its product as uncharacterized. The transcript has 2 exons. The record is from RefSeq and is a predicted model, not a curated record. NCBI's taxonomy places the organism in Eukaryota, Metazoa, Arthropoda, Insecta, Lepidoptera, Tortricidae. Bases 1073 to 1705 code for a protein of 210 amino acids.
GGAAAGUCAUUUGAAAAAGAAGAAACAAUGGGAAAGUAUGCAAUGCUGAGAAGUUACAUGAGAAGGUUCAAGAUCAAGAAGGAUGGUCAUAUUCUCAAAAACUGUUCUCUUGUCAUUGAAGGAGAUAGCUUCUUCAGGCAACAAUACAAAGAGAGUGGAUUCAAUUUCAUCCUUGGAGGCGAAUAUGACAGGUAUGCUGACUAUUUAAGAACAUUACUAAAAUCUUUCAUUAAUAGCAAUGUGACUUGCUAUGUAGUCUUCACUGGGGCUAUGGAUGUAGACUUAGAAAAGAGAAAGGUGAUUCACCAAAAUAUCAUAGAUGAUAGGGACAACAUUGAACCUGGGGAUAACAAGUUUUAUGAACAAAUUUUUACAAAAAAUGUGCAUAGGGAGGUGCUUGAAGAACUAGGAAUCAGGUAUUGUGUGACUGAGUACAAUGCUCGUCAAACUCUCUUAGAUCUAUCCAGAGAGUUCAACUGUCCUGUCCUGACCCACAAUUUUGAACAGUGUCUUCUUGGCAUGACCUGUAUAAUUCCGGGGUCAAUAUGGUAUGACCAAGAAAGAAAUCAUGUUACUUGCCUAAAACAAACACCAGAUUUAUUCAAAGAGCGUAUUAAGAUAGCUGAGGAUAUGAAGCCAAUAUUCUUGACAAUUAUGGAUGAGAAUUUACCGCUGUAUGAUAAGAUUCCCGAAAUAAUAGGAUCAAACCCAGAAUGGCCUGUUGCACCAUUGUUAUACUGGAUCAAAAAACAAGAGAGAGAGUCCUUAGAGAGAGUGAUUGACAAACUGGAUAUGCUGUUAACCACAAUGGUCCAGAAACAAAUGUUUCGAGAGUCACUUGAUGAACUUACAAAUCUAAUUUUUCAUAGAAGAGAAUCCCAUGCUUUGAGUUAUUUAAAAGGAGAACAGACUGCAAUUUUGGACGAUGGGAUAGUGGUUCAAGAAUGGAGUACUGGCUGGUAAAAUUCCGAGUGUUUACAUAAAUUUAAAAAAUAAGGCAACAUUCUCAGGCUCAUGGGUACUUUUUGAUGAAAGGAAACCGGACGCCCUACUGCCUACAUUGGAUAUUGCUAUGUAUGCCCACAGUCUUUUGUGGGAUUCUCCGCAAAGUAUAACUUUCAUCGGUCGCAAGGGACGCUCAGUGGAUGUAACUAUCAUGCCACCAAAAUAUUCAGGGACCUCGGAGGAAGGGAGAAACAAAGAAGGGACCUUUGAGAAGUUCAUUGAAGAUAGUCUGCCCGGUUUUGAUUGGUCGUUGCUAAAGCAUGUUCCAAAAGAUAGUUGGCUGCUCGUAGUUAGUCUGGUGUACUACAUUUCGAAAGCCAAUAAAAAUUUCACUGCAGAGGCUUACAGUAUUCUUCUGUCCUACGUUAUGCUUGGGCCCGUGUCAGCGAAAGUUGGGUUGCUUAGGAAAAAAAAGAUAGAGUCUCGUAGUUUGGAGUCAGGCGACGACGACGUUGAAAUCUACACAUACAAAGACUGCCUAGAGGCGGCCAAAGCUAUGAUAGAAUACUUUAAUGAAGGAGAUAUCAAAAAUAACUUUAAUCGAGGUAUUCUUCAUGAUUUAGCUGCGUUCCAGCAUUGUUUACAGCAUGUGAACUAUCUGAACAUGUUGUGCGGAAAUGUAAAAUGUACGAACUAUCACAAGACCUAUAAUGGUACCUUUGUGUUCAAUAUUCUUCUGCAGCUGAGGGAAACAAGAUGACCCAAUCCUUUUUUUUGAAACAAAGUUCGUGACCAGCCUUACGGUACUAAGUUUUUACAAAAGCAUUAAAGGAGCAUUUCUUAAUAUUUUAUCUGCAACUAAGAUGAAUUAAAUAAAUAAUAUGUAACUUUAAAAUG